This is a messenger RNA of Pseudogymnoascus destructans, 1857 nucleotides long. RefSeq lists its product as uncharacterized. Bases 183 to 1616 code for a protein of 477 amino acids. The transcript is spliced from 3 exons. Gene Ontology annotation, molecular function: 1,3-beta-glucanosyltransferase activity. NCBI's taxonomy places the organism in Eukaryota, Fungi, Ascomycota, Leotiomycetes, Thelebolales, Thelebolaceae. The record is from RefSeq and is a predicted model, not a curated record. Gene Ontology annotation, cellular component: fungal-type cell wall; cytoplasm. Gene Ontology annotation, biological process: fungal-type cell wall (1->3)-beta-D-glucan biosynthetic process.
CCGCGAAUAUCGACUUCGUCGCACCUUUUGUCAUUCACGAACUGAAACAACCACGCUCAUUUUUAUCUCUUCCUUCAGAGGCCCACUCUUUUUGCCUCUUAUCUUGUGAUCGCGCGGUCUAUUGUGUUUUGUUGCAGCAUCGGCGAUUAUUUCAUACCCAAAUUAAUAACGGAAUAACAGCCAUGAAACGCGCUUCCCAAGUUGCGCUUCUGGCUCUCUGCGCCCAGGCUGCGACUGCUGUCACCCCGCUCAUCGUCAAGGGGACCGACUUUGUCAACUCUGUUUCGGGCCAGCGAUUCCAGGUCAUCGGAGCUGCGUACCAGCCCGGCGGAGAGGCGGGUUACAAGCCUGAGUCAGGACAGGACCCUCUCAGCAAUGCGGAAACGUGCUUGAGGGAUGCUGCUCUGCUCCAGAGAAUUGGCGUUAACACUAUUCGCGUGUACAACUUGUCUCCGGAUAUCAACCACGAUGAGUGCGCAUCGAUCUUUAACAUUGCUGGCAUCUAUAUGAUGAUCGAUGUCAACUCCCCUAGGCCGAAUGAGGCCCUGAGUAGAGAGGCACCGUGGGAAAGCUACAACCAUGAUUACCUGGAGCAGACCUUCAAGGUCGUGGAGGCCUUCAAGAACUUCCCCAACACUCUGCUGUUCUUCUCAGCAAACGAAGUCAUCAACGAUGUGCCAACCGCCAUUACCGUGCCAUACAUCAGAGCUGUUACCCGUGAUCUCAAGCAAUACAUCAAGCUCCACUCGGACCGCCCCAUCCCAGUCGGCUACUCCGCCGCUGAUGUCCGUGAGGUCCUCAUUGACACCUUCAACUACAUGCAGUGCAGCUUGACCGGAGACGCCACAGAUGACUCCAUCACCGAUGUCUUUGCUCUCAACAGUUACUCCUGGUGCGGCCCUGCCACUUUUACCGAGGCCGGCUACAACACCCUCGUGGACAUGUUCAAGAAGAGCAGCGUCCCAGUAUUCAUGUCCGAGUACGGCUGCAGAGAGAUCCGUCCCCGCAUCUUCGACGAGACCGCCGCGCUCUACAGCUCCAAGAUGAGCCCCUAUUUCAGCGGUGGCGUCGUCUACGAGUACACCCAGGAAAAGAACGACUUCGGCCUGGUAGUCCUGAACUCGGAUGGCUCCGCAAAACUCAAGGUCGACUACGAUAACUUCCAAGGCCAGCUCGCCAAGCUCAACAUCACCGAGCUCCAGAGCACCUCCUCCUCGGCCGCCGCAGCGCCCUUCCCCAAGUGCGUGUCCUCCCUCAUCAAGGACAAGGGGUACCCUAACGACUUCACCAAGAUCCCCAGCCCACCCAACGACGGCCUCGCGGCGCUCAUCAAGGCCGGUGUCAAGAGCCCUAAGAACGGAAAACUCGUCACCAUCGACAACUUGAAGGUUAAGCAGGUCGUCAAGAACAGCGAUGAUACCGUCAUCACGGGCCUCGAGGUCAGGCGCCUCACGGACGGAAACGUGCCUACUCCUAUCGCGACCACCGGAUCCCCUGCCGCUACUGGCGCCACUGCGGCGCCGCACGAGACUAGCAGCGCGGCAGUUGGGACGGCGCAGGUUGGAGGGUUUGGAUUCGUGAUUAGCUCGGUCUUGGCUGCGCUGUAUCUUAUCUGAGUUCGAAACGGGGUUGCUCGUAGACAGAUGGGCUUCUUUUUGUAUAUAGUUUCUUGUUACUUCUUGGGCAGCACGUUUGGCUCGUCUGAUAUCUUCAUAGCUGGCUAUUGGACCUUCAAUUGUAAUUCUGUUUUAUGAUCACGUUUCUACGUUUCUUUAGCGAUUGAAUGUCUAUUUAGAUGGUGCAUAUAUGCCAUUUCUCUUUAGUACGAUACUUGCUCUCACUUAGAUAUGCGGCUGC